AUGGCAUUCCCGUGCGCUCUUUCCUGCCUGAAUGGACAAGAUAAGGCAGUGAAGAUCCAGCAGCUGACUUGCUUCAAGAAAGGAUUGCUGGGUGGAGUAUUAGAUGUUGAAAUCAAUGGCUUUGACAAAGAGCAAAAUCUCUAUUCGGUCACAGUGCUCAGUGCUGAAGACUAUGCAGCUGUUGAGGCAGGGCCAAUUCAAGAUGUCCCUGGACAAAGGGAGUGUGACUUUGUUCUUGAAAGUGAGCCUGCUUUCCCUCUAAAUGGAUACCUGUAUUAUGAGACCGCAAUAAUCCAAGCAAUGGAUAAUUCAGUCAUUGUUGAGGAAAUGCAAGAGGACUCUGUGUUUGAAGGAUACGUGGAGCAUGUCCUGAAUCCAGGUGCGUUCUGGUUGAGAACACAGAAACGCAACAAAGAGUUUGAAGAGAUGAUGGAGAACAUGGCCAAGCACUUCAGCCAAGUCCAAUUGGAUGAAGAAAUUCUGGAGAAUCCAGAGCCUGGUGCACUUUGCUGUGCAAUGUAUGAGCUGGAUAUGCAUUACUACAGAGCAAUGGUGACAGACACUCUUGACAAUGGAGCUGAAGUAUUUUUCAUUGAUUUUGGAAAUACAGAAAAGGUACCACGCAUGUGCAUCAAGCAGAUCCCGGACAAGUUUGCUAUUGAACCAGCAUUUGCCCUGAGUUGUUCUCUGGUGAAUGUCAUACCUUUCGACGAUGUAUGGACGAUCUCUGCAACCGACUACUUCCGACGAGCAGUCUCCAGCAAAACUCUCCUUGUGCAUGUUGUCCACAUAAGGAAAGAUCUAUAUGUGGUUGAUUUGUAUGAGCGUGAAAACAACUCAUCACAAAGAGCAUCAAAGAGCAUCACAGAGCUCUUGACCACAACAAAUCAUGCAGAAUUUUGGAAAUACACUCCUUCGGCGCCUGUGAUACCUAAGAGCGAGAUGGAGAAGAAAAUGAUGAAACCGAAGACCGAUUUUUGGUGCCAGCUGGAAAGCAAGAUCCCCAACUUGGAGGACAUGAUGGAAGCGAUUCAGCGAAAGACCAAUCCCCACAAAGACUCAAACUGUAACCCCAAAAGAGAAAAACUCCAACUUGGACAACAGUCCCCAGAGGUUCUUCCUUUCCCCAGUGAACAUGGAUCUGGGAUACUCCGGUUUGCAGCUGCAGUCACCACACCAAGUGAAUUCUACAUUGUUCUGGAAGAUUUGCUUCUCAUCAUGAACAAUGUGUCUACGAUUCUUGAGGAUCUUCCAAAGGAGCUGUUGCCAUUUCAUGAAGAACACCUAAUUCCAGGGUCAUGCUGCCUUGUGAGGUCUGAUAGUAAGAACAAAUGGUGCCGAGCUGAAAUCGUCCAUUCCGAUAGCACAGUGGUUGUGAUCAAUUUGGUUGACUAUGGCCAUUGUGUGGACAUGCCGUACAAAGAUUGGUCUGAGCUGAGAAGACUUCCUGACCAGUUGACCAGGCUACCAAAGGUCACGUAUCCAUGCACUUUGAGAGGAGUAAAAUCAGUCGAGGGGCAAUGGACAGAUGAAGCAGUUGUUUUCUUUCAAGAGUGCAUCUGUAAGAAAAACCUUCAAAUAUACUUCAGGCAGUACAUUUCUGAAGCACACUGGGAGGUGGACAUUGUAGCAGAUGGCGUUCACGUGGCUAAAGACCUGGUUGAUGCUGGCCAUGCAGAAUACAUCGACAUCAUGCUUGGACUGAGAUUUCAAGAACAACGCCCCAUCAGAGCCCCUGAAAAGAAACAAGGCAUGAGUCGUGCAGAUAGAACAUCCAAAGUGGAACCGGAAAUGACACCACCUAGGACGAACAAAUUCCUGAGAAGACUGAAUGAAGAACUAGAACUCGAUGGACACACUUCAAGUGAGGCUCCCUUCCAUGGGCAAGGAUUUGAAAAAGCACGUGAGAAGACAGCCCGUGCUACUGAGUACCCUGAUGGCCAAGGAGCAGAGAUGAUGACACACUGUAGCACAAUGACUGGAACAAGACAUUGUGCCCUGAUGUGACUACUGGUUAGUUGUGACUACCAGUGAGACGCUACUCCAUAUCAGGUUGUGUGACAAGCGCGUGAAGAGGAGCAAAGGACUACAACACUAUUCCAGACAUUUUCAUUCAGAAAGACUAAAUGCACGACAAGCCAUCAUGCUUCUGAUGAUUGGAAUUUUCUCUUGGGUCAAGAUUAAUGCAGCAGUUAUAAUCCUCUAUAUUCUAUUUUUCUACACAUGGUUGUAUUUAUAUCAGUGACUCACAUUUUUAAGGAUGGCUUAAGUUAUCUAAAUUAAGAUUUCAGUAUGACAUCUCCUUUUUGCAGUAUAUCUGAAAGAAAAUUGAAUGUGUUGCAACAGAUUUGCUUUUGGACUGGUACAGUUUAGGCCUAGAUUCAACCAGAUUAAAUGUUAAACAGUGAUAGAUGAUACCUUGCACAGCUGAUGUUUUGGUGGUGUCAGAGGUGUCAUUGAAAUGGAGCUGUCAAAUCGGUGAGCUGCUGCUCUUGUAAUCUUUGUCAUGAAGCUACACCCGUUCCACUCGCUUUAGAGUUCAACAUGAAAAAGUGUAGACUAUAGAAAUAAUCACUCAAAUUUCAAAAUCAUUCAACAAAAUGAGGAUUUCUAUCAGCCUCAUCGAGGUGUAGAUUACACCUCACAUCCCAGUGUUUGAAGUUGUGAACAAGGCUGCAUGGGAUUUCUCAUAAUGACUGUAGCCAAUGGCAAUGUCCGCUUUAGGUAUAAUGGCGGGAGCUGCUUGUGGAUUUGACAGCUCUAGCGCAGUUCCACCUCCGACACUUCUGAUAGAAUCUAGCCCUUAGUCUUGAUAUUUGUGGAUAAUAAAUAACUGAAGUGGAAUGCCUUUUGAAUGAUAUUUUGCCUUUUGCUUAUGAAACAAUAUGGUUUGGAUAUUUGCAUAGUUGUUGACAAUGUUUUUAAAGGUUGAGUUGCAUACCCUUUUCAAAGCAUUUUCCAGCAGUUAUACAUUAUAAAAUGUAGGCAACAAUCUUCUAAAAUGUUAUGACUACUGACUAGUCAAGUUUGAUUUGAUAGGCCUACUUUUUUUUCUUUGGUUUUGAUGCCACAUCUGUCUUUACAGUAUGGUUUGUACUGUAAUCGAUGUUAUUUCUGUGGCAAAUAACAUGUAUGCCUUUGACAGAAGAACCUUACAAAUUUAAAUAAUUGUUGCAAGUAAAAUGUUUGUCUUUGAGAAAGAACCUUACUCAUUUAAAUAAUUGAUAACAUUUAAUCUUAUUUUAGUUAUUUGUUAGAGAUGACACAGUUGGUUGUGAAUAAUUCUAAAGAAUCCACACGUAUAACAAUCGUUCAUUAAACAAAUGCUUUGCACAUUUAAAAGCAGUCAUGUGAAUGUUUUCAGGACACCACACUUGAACACAUAAAAAAUGCUGUCAGAAGUGGGAUUCGAACCCACGCCUCCAGGGGAGACUGCGACCUGAACGCAGCGCCUUAGACCGCUCGGCCAUCCUGACAUGUAAGGAAAUAAUGACUUGAGACCACUAAUAUUGUGACAAAAAUAUACACACGCUAUAGCUUGUUGACAUUUGUAUGCUGUUUUUCAUUUUUAUGAGAGGCUAAAUUGCUGUCUAAAAAUUACGUGCUAUCGUAAGAUGUUCUCGUGCAGACUUCCUUGUUAGCAUUACAUUAGCAGACAUUGACAUCAGCAAUUCGUGUUAUCUGGAUGUGGCUAAUUUCAGCGCAGUUUGCCCAUUUUAACUGCGCAUUUGGUGGCCAGUUAAUUUCAACCAUAGAUUGAUCAUUAUGUGGGUGCAACGUAGCAUCUCAUGCAAGGCAUCUAUUCUGUUUGCUAGUGCUAGCGCCGUCUACGUAUUCGACUGCUACAUUGUUUCUCUACUGCUGCUAGCCCGGGAAGGGUGUAAUUGCAGCCCGCAAUUCGGGGCGUUUUGUAAAUGGGCGUUUCUUGAUAUCAAGUUAUACCCAUUGAUGCUCGCUAUUGUAGAGGGAGCUUCUCGGAGUUUGAGUGUUUGUGGAGAACCGAAACAAAAUCAAUAGUUUUGUAUUAUCGUUGGCGGACUGCGGUCCAAAUGGAUGAUAGUUCUGAUGGUAUUGGUGGGUUUGUUGGGCUUCCGAAUGGCACAGCUGUCUAAGGCACUGCAGCUCUGUGCUAGAGGCGUCACUAUAAACCCUGGUUUGAUCAUGUGCUGUAUCACAACUGGCUGUGAUCGGGAGUCCGAUAGGGCAGCGCACAAUAAGGCCCAGCGUCAUUGGGGUUUGGCUGGGGUAAGCUGUCAUUGGGCAAGGGUAAAUAAAUGUAAAACGUUUUAAUUUAAACAAAAUGUUGAUAGUCAAGGACCUGGAUGGUCUGUUGUAAAAGGACAAAUAAUGACCCUGCUAUAAGCGCUACUGACUGCAGUGGGACCUAGUGAAGAGGGCGAAGGUAUUGAAUAAAAGUAAUGUGUCAGAGCGGAAUGGUGUUGGAUGCGACCACAUGGUCUCAUCUACACCAUAUUCUAUUAACCAAUGCUGUAAAGAAAGAGAGGUGAAGUAACAUUAGCCAGUUCAACUGGACAGGAUGGUGGUUGUGCUACAUUCAUAAGGGAAAGUAUUGUAUAUCGUAAUAUACCUGUCCCAUCUGAAUACGAAUGUGUGAUGAUGGAAAUCUGCAGUGCAGGUAGUAAUAAUAGGUUGAAACAUUUUUACAACCCGUGUCAACUAUCUGUAUCGAUGUUUGAUGAAAUAUCAGGAGGGUUGGACUUUCUUCAGCAAAGAUGGCUGACAAAAAUACUAUGACGGAAGCAAAUGUAAGGGAUUAUAACGUCAUAACGAAUCAUGCAAAAAAAUGUACAGUUGACAGGAAUAUAUUAGUUACUGUAGAGACAAACAAAUUAUGAUUUUUUUUUAAAUCAAAGUUAAUUUAUGAAAAUCGCGAUUUAGCAAGCUAGCUGACUAGCUAACAUUAGCCUGAUAAUGUUAGCUCACUAGCUUUAUGCGCGUUGUGACAUGUAUUACAUUGUAAUUCUGGUUAUUUAAUGUUUUAGGGACUCCUGAAAUAACUAGCAAACUAGACUGCCGUCUUGUAAAACAGUGGAUGUAAAGAAUCUAGCUAGUUAAAGCAUUUACUGCUAAUUCACUGUACAAAUGUGUAAGCUUGUCUUGCUGAUAUUUGCCAUGCAGAUAGAUGAAAUAACGUUGCUUAUUGUGCAGUGGAAGAUAUAAUUACCUGUAUGCCUAUGGAUGUGUAGCUAGCUAUCUAGCCGAUCUGUGUAUGGACCCAAACGUUUGGUAUACAAAUGAGUUCAGAACCUAGCUAUGAACCUCAGCUAUCAUAGCCAGUUGUAUCAAUUUAAAAACAGGCUGAAUGAGUAGAAUAUAAUAGCUUUGUGCCAAGGAUGCAAGUCGUAUAUACAUGUUGUUAUUACCAUGCAUGAGAUCCUCACAUUGUAGCCUGUACAUUUAACAUAUUCACUGAUCAUGUACUCUACCUUGGCAAAUAAAGGUGCAGUUCAGGUA
Messenger RNA from Oncorhynchus nerka (sockeye salmon), 5475 nucleotides. Its product is annotated as tudor domain-containing protein 15-like. NCBI's taxonomy places the organism in Eukaryota, Metazoa, Chordata, Actinopteri, Salmoniformes, Salmonidae. The transcript has 5 exons. The record is from RefSeq and is a predicted model, not a curated record. Bases 1 to 2007 code for a protein of 668 amino acids.